Molecule: messenger RNA, 3399 nt
Organism: Galendromus occidentalis (western predatory mite)
Lineage: Eukaryota; Metazoa; Arthropoda; Arachnida; Mesostigmata; Phytoseiidae
Exons: 5
Coding region: 1-3399 (1132 amino acids)
Cellular component (GO): plasma membrane
Molecular function (GO): protein binding
Source: RefSeq, a predicted model, not a curated record
AUGGCCGUUAAAUUUGAAAGCAGCGACCGAGAGGGAAUCCUGACGUUGCGUCACAACUCUCUCGUCCCCCUCCCGGCAACUCGAGGAUGCUCUCUGGCGGAAAUCCAAUGCGACAACGGAAGAUGUGUUUCAUCAAACAAAUUCUGUGACGGUUCGGACGACUGUGGAGAUGGGAGCGACGAGCCCAUAUCGUGCACGAAUUGCAACCGGACCUACUACGGGAACGUAUCGAACAAGUAUACGCUGCGGAUUACGGAGCCCUUCCAGCGGCACCUGUCGUUCGUCUGUCGGAUUAAUUUCGUCGCAGCAGGGGACCAAUAUGGAGAUCUGGUCGAGAUCACGUUUCUAAAUUUCCAAGUGGGCUACAGCCAUCAACAAGGGAACGCGAGCUCGAGCUGCCUACAGGGCAGCAUGGUCCUCGACGAAGACAUGGGCAACGUCCACCCCGCACGGCGGACUUGGAAACGGCGCCACAUAGUCUAUCCGCAUCCGAACCCCUACGACGACCCUCAGCCACUAAUGCAACACCAUCAUCACUACGAGUCGUCCGCUGCGGCUGCCGCUCCCGAGACGCCUCAGUUCAACAGUCACGUUAGAUUCGGUAGCUUCUGCGGAAACCUAGUCGGUAGAAGCGCUGUCUUCUACAGCAUCGGACGGAAUGUCAGCAUGACGGUGACGUUUCCGUCGCUCGCCUCGUCCAUGUCCGGUGUAUUUCUGACGUACAGGUUUCUUCGAAGAAACUACCUCAAUAGCCACUAUCUGAAAGCGGAGAGCCCGGGCGCCUACUACGGCGAGCUAGUCGCUGGCACCUACUGCGACCGAGUGUUCACGAAUUGCUCGAAGCGCCAGUGCAAGAUUAGAACUCCGGGUUUUCCGGGCUUCUACCUCAGAAACGUCACAUGCAACUACUACAUAAAGGAGAACUACAAUGGCCGCGCUAGUGACAAGGUUCCUCAAAUUCAUCUUUCGCAACGCAAUGAGUAUAAAGUACGCAUCUAUUCAGGCAUCGCCUCCUCGGCGACCGCGGCCGGCUUCACUCCGGGCACUCUGACCUCCGAUUGUUCGGCCGGAGACGUUGUCAAGGUCUACGACGGGAACAUCAGCGACAGCAAUGAUCGAGUGGUUCUGCAGGAAUUCUGCGGGUCGGGAGCUCUCCCGGCGGUGGUUUCGUCGGGUCCCGCGAUGACCGUGCAGCUCGUCAGCGCUCCCCAUCAGCAGCUCGUCGAAACACACAUGGAGCUCGACGUCGGCGUAAAAUACGUGGCUCGCAACGAACUGCGAGUGACCGACGGUCAAUGCAAAUUCGUCAUCGAGAGCAGCGAUCAGCGGUCGGGUGAGGUCUACGCUCCCAAACACACCCUUGCCGCCGGAACCACCUGCACGUAUUUAUUCAAGGGACGCUCCCACAACGACAAGCUGUGGAUUUAUUUCACCAGUUACUACGCUCCGGACCGCCAGCCGUGGAUCUCUGAGGAGAAAUGUGAUUCGUCUCGUUUGGAAAUGUUCGACGGACCUGGAAACUACUCGACGUCGGUCGGAAUGUUCUGCGAAAAGACCUCGCCGAAGGUCUGCAGCCACGCGCACGAUUUCCUCCACCUCAUCCCGCAGCGACCCUGCAAACGCGACGGGGAGAGCUACCUGUCGAGCGGUAGCGACCUCACGCUGACCUACAGCAUUUUCAAGAAUACCGAAUUGACAACGAGCGGACUCCCAACAUGGUCGGCGCGUUUUGAGUUCAUCGACAACACAAUGUUCGGAUCGCCGGUGGGCAACACCGUGGACCACGAGCCGAACUGCGAAGGCUGCGUCGACGAGCGACCUUCGUGCGAUCGCGAGUUCUUCUCAUUGGAACGCUCGCAGGAAAUUCCCAAUCGUCCCACCGGACUCCAGCGCGGCCGCUUCGCGUCCCCGAAGAACGUUUUCUAUUUCGGUCGCGGAGGAACUUCAGACCUGUCCUGCACGACCACGUUUUACGGCUCGGCCAACGAGCGGGUCCGAAUUAAGAUCGAACGUCUCGCGUUGAAAACCGAGACGAGAUGCAGUACGCAGUUCGAUAAGAACCAGGCCCGAUACGUCUGCAGCCAUCGGACCCAGAUCAAUUCGGCCUACAACCGACGUCGCUCAGCCGAAGUCAAAGUCGUAGAAACGUGGCGCGGUCUCACGAUCCCGGCCGGCUGUGUUUGCUCGUCGAACACCUCGCUGCCAUUCGAGCUCACGUCCGUCGGAUCUUCCGUAUCGGUGACGUUCUCUGUUAGCGGGAUGUCCCCGACGGAAGACUUCACGGAUUUUCAUUUUGAGGGGAGUUUCGAGUUUUUGCCGACGACAGACUGCGGCGUCACGGAAGUCCUCUCGGGCAAUGUCGGCACGGCUUUCCUCACCGGCGGCACGGGAAGCCAGCCCAACAUGCCGAUGCACAUCAGGAGCAACAGUUACCGACCGAAUAUCCAACGGUGUCGGUGGCUGAUCCAGGCCAAUCCGAGGAAGUACCUCUACCUCCGAAUCAACGGGGGAAAGGAGCGAGCCGAAUGCCCUACCGAGGACCGCUUGCUCAUGUAUUCGGGUGAUCAGUUUCAACACAUGAGUCAAGUGUGCGCGAGCCUGGUACAGGGCGCGCACACGGCCGACUCGGAGGAGGAGAUUGCUCCGGAGCCACAAGUGGAGUUCUUCAGUCCGCUCUGGGACGCCGAGGAGCGCCCGAGCAGCUCCCGGGAGCAAAUUUUGCUAGAAACGCUGUGCAGUGGCUCAACGGACACCUCGUUCCAAGUGAACUGGAUCGAGGUCUCGAAACCGUUCGUGCGGACCGCCGACGGUCUCCAGGAACGCAACGAGGACUGCGUUCACGAAUGUCCCGAGCUGGGAGCGUGCAUUCCUCCCGAGCUGUGGUGCGACGGUACCCCGCACUGUCCCGCAGGCGGGGACGAGCGGGAAGAGUUCUGUCGACGGUUCCCGUUCCUUGCGAUCGGCCUUUUCGUGGGCCUGAUAUUGACCACCAUCAUGGGGGUUACGGGCGUGCUCGUCGUUCGGAAAAUCUGCGCUUUCGAUAGCGACAAGCCGAUCUCGAAGAACAAUCCGCAAGAGAACCCCGGUCAACAACCAGUGGACGUCCUCAUGAACACGUUACCGCCGCUUCCCGAGCGGCAGUGUUCGCUGCCGUCGACAGGAAAUAACGGGACGACGAUCAAAGACGUUCACGAUCUGACCGCGCUUCCAGACGACCUCGCUCUAGAUCCGGGAGCACCACAGGUGAUGCUCCCGAUGCCGGGCAUGCACCCGAUGAACCCAUACGGUUAUCUUCCAGGGCGGGACAGCAUGGUGGCUAUAAAUCCGCAAGGUUAUCACACGUAUCGCCAACACCAGCAACACCCUCAGAUAGUAUUGAUACAAGAGCCUCAUUGUUGA